AGGAUCCCGGUCUUCGCGGCCGCUCCAGUCUCAGCCCGAGUCUCAGCGUCCGGCUGUCGUCCGCUGGCUUCCCGCAGCCCGCGUUCCUUUAGCUGCCUUCCGCCUGUUUCUUCUGAGUCUCUUUCAAGCCCUCACGCACCAGGUUUCCUAGUUUUAUUAUUCUCGUUCUCUUUCUCUCUCCUUCUUCGCAGCUUAGCAUGCAGAAAAAAGACCUCUCCCCUCACGGUUUCCUGCCUAGCUUCCAACAUUUCGCCACGCAAGCCAUCCAUGCGGGCCAGGAACCAGAGCAAUGGAACUUCCGAGCUGUAGUGACCCCCAUCACCUUGUCCACCACGUUCAAACAAGGGGCUCCCGGCAAGCACUCGGGUUUUGAAUAUAGCCGUUCUGGAAACCCCACGAGGAAUUGCUUGGAAAAAGCUGUGGCAGCACUGGAUGGGGCUAAGUACAGUUUGGCCUUUGCUUCAGGUUUAGCAGCCACUGUGACUAUUGCCCAUCUCUUAAAAGCAGGAGACGAAAUCAUUUGUGUAGAUGAUGUAUAUGGAGGUACAAACAGGUACUUCAAUAAGGUGGCAUCUGAAUUUGGAUUAAAGAUUUCUUUUGUGGAUUGUUCUGAAACCAAACUACUAGAGGAAGCUAUUACACCAAAAACCAAGCUUGUUUGGGUUGAAACCCCCACAAACCCUUGCUUGAAGAUGAUUGACAUUGAAGCCUGUGCACAUAUUGUCCAUAAGCACGGAGACAUUAUUUUGGUUGUGGACAACACUUUUAUGUCGGCAUAUUUCCAGCGACCUUUGGCUCUGGGAGCUGAUAUUUGUAUGUAUUCAGCAACAAAAUACAUGAAUGGCCACAGUGAUGUUGUAAUGGGCUUAGUGUCUGUUAAUUCUGAAAGCCUCCAUGAUAGGCUUCGAUUCUUACAAAAUUCUCUUGGAGCAGUCCCCUCUCCUUUUGACUGUUACCUCUGCAGUCGAGGCCUGAAGACUCUACAAAUUCGAAUGCAGAAACAUUUUGAAAAUGGAAUGGCGGUUGCCCAGUUUCUGGAAUCAAAUCCUCUGGUAGAAAAGGUCAUUUAUCCUGGGCUGCCCUCUCACCCCCAGUACGAGCUGGCCCUGCGCCAGUGCACUGGGUGCCCCGGGAUGAUCACCUUUUACAUUAAGGGCACUCUUCAGCACGCCGAGACUUUCCUCAAAAACCUGAAGUUAUUUACUCUGGCUGAGAGCUUGGGUGGAUAUGAGAGUCUUGCUGAGCUUCCGGCAAUUAUGACCCAUGCAUCAGUGCCUAAGAGCCAAAGAGAUAUACUUGGGAUUAGUGACACGCUGAUUCGACUCUCUGUGGGCUUGGAGGAUAAAGAAGACCUAUUGGAAGAUAUAGAACAAGCUUUGAAGGCAGCACAUCCUCCCAAUGCACAUUGAGCCUAGCACGUUGAACUACCGUGAGAAGUUGCUUCCUGAGGGAUCAUCAAAUCAGAAUAAUUGAAGGGACCAUGAAUGAACUUUUGCAGAAUUUUCAAGUAAAAAAUUUAAGGCACCUCAUUACCUUUCACAGCUAUAAUCCUCCAGGGAUCAUCCUUGUUGAAAACAGUUUCCUCUUUCCCUUACUGUCAUUGACAGGUGAAUUCUGUUAGUAUUUUUUUGUUAAUUUUGGUAUCCAUUUGCCUCUUAAAGAGGUAAAAUUUGGGUUGCUUUUGGGGAUUGUGCUCUUUUUUUCUCAUAGCUUAAGAUUUAUAUUGAUCAUGUUUACAGUAUGGUGAUACUGUUAACUUUUGGUGAUUUAUAUUGAUCAUGUUUACAGAAUGGUGAUAAUUCACUUUUGGUGUUUUCUCAAGAAUUUAAAUUAUUAAAUGAAUGUUUUUAAAUCAAGUGUGGUUUUUCAUAGUGUUGAAGAUGGCUCUUCAAGCAGUGGUUUGCUCCUAAUUGUGAUAAGCCAAAAAUCAAAUGCUUGUAAAGUCUAUCAUGAAAUUCUACCGAUUUAAGGUUGUGUUGCACUAUUCAAAAAGAUAAUUCUAAUUAUUAAAUGCAUUCUAUUGGGAUAUUUCUACAUCAUGGAAAUUAAUUUGUAUUCUUGGGCCAUUUUAAAGAUUUUUAUUUAUUUUUAGACAUAGGGGAAGGGAAACUGGAGGGAAACACCAGACUAUUGGUUCUUUCUUGCACACCUAAAGCAGGGGACCUGGUCUGUAACCCAGUCAUGUGCCUCAGCUGGGAUUUGAACUGGCUACCUUUCAGUUUGUGGGGUGACGGCCAACCCACUGAUUCAUAAGUCAGGACCAGGGCCCUUUUAAUUCUCAGUUCUUAGAGGUCUCAGCCUCCCCCAUGUAAGUUAAUUUUUAUAAAUUCAAUUGUAUAACUAUUAUACUCAAACAGUGUUUGCAAAUAUAGCUGUAAAUAGUAGGUCAAAACCCACUUUUGUAGAGAGAAAUCAUGCCUUUUAGGUUUUUUUCUGAAACAGAUGUAAGGCUAAAGGAAGAAAUUCUUAAUACAGAAUCUUAUAGUUUAAGUGCAUAGCAAAUUAUUGUCAAUAACUCAUAGGUCAAAUAAUUCCAUUUUUAAAGUUGUUUUAUACUAAAAGCUUUCAGUGAUUUGUUUGCUAUUACUAUUUGUUUCAGUUUUUAAAAGACCAUAUUGAACUUGAUUAGUAAUAGUGCUGCAUAAGAGGGGAAUUCAUACUAAUGCACAUUCUGAAUUAUGUGCAUUGCCCACACUCUGAAUUGUAUCUGGAGAGUGUAGAAGUUCUGUCUAUAGGUAGCAGCAUUUGAAGCAGAUCAUAAUCUCACAGUGGUUUCUGGUGGGCCUGAUUCCUUGCCAUCUAUGGACCUUAGGGCUGUGGAAAUAAACAAAGACCAGCCAAAUGAGAGGAGUAGAGGCAUUUAUUCUGAGCUUGUAAGGAAGCAGCUACUUUUACUUGUGUUUUGGCAGCGACUCAAAGGCAAGCAGAAUAUAAGGAAUUACAGAAAUGGUAAUAUCUGUUGAUAUGGAUGAGAAACUAAAACUUCCCUGUUUAAAACUAUCAGAUGGCUCUCAAAUGGGUAACAUUAAAUCACUGUUAGAAACGCUAAAAAAAAAAAAACCCCAAAAACAAACCACUAAACCCGAAAGGCAGACAGAGGAGUGGAAAAGCUAUUGUGUAAAAAAUGGAAGGCUUCAGAUACACCCCAAUCGGACUUCUGCUGGCAUUCGGGAAGUUGUAGGCAGGCUAAUCUGAGGAGGGGCAUCCUGUGUGAUUGGUUACGAAUGCAUAUUUGGCUUUUUAGCAUUGAUGGCUGAUCCUUGUUCAAAAGCAAGAACAAAACUUAGGAAAGCUGUCAAUUAUUAAUCAAGUCCUGGCCCUUCGGGGCUGAUUGUUAUGAAAGUGAUUUAGCUUCCUAGAUUGUCACUAGAGAUAGCAAUAGGUUUCUAGUAAGCCUGAUCUCUAAAAGGCUGGCUUCCUGGGUUGUUUAUUGUAGAUGAAGGUGUUGGUUUUCUGAGUAGGUUGCUUUAGACUGUGGGUCAAAGUUCUGGUUUUAUUCAUGGUCUAUCCAUUGUCCAUUUGCAUAUCCAGUCUCAGAGGUUCUGGUGAGCACUAAGUAGCUACUACUCUGUUAGUGUUCUCCAGAGAAACAGAACCAGUAGGAUAUAUGUGUAGAUGUAUGUAUAUUCAAUACAUACAACACAUGUAUAUAUAUGUGUGUAUAUAUGUACACACAUAUAUAUAUAGAGAGAGAGAUUGAUUUUAAGGAAUUGGCCUGUGACUAAGGGCUGGUAAGCUGAAAUCUAUGGGGAAGGCUGAAAAUUCAUGUAAGAGUUGUUGUAGUCUAAGGCAGAAUUGCUUUGAGAAGCGUUAAGCUUUUAAGGCCUUCAAUUGAUUAGAUGAGGCCCAAACACACUAUACAGACUUGUCUCCUUUACUCAAAGUCUACUGAUUUAAGUGUUAAUCAUAUCCAAGUGAUGCCUUCAUAGCAACAUCUAGACUGGUGCUUGAACAAAUAGCUAGGAUACCAUCGCCUAGCUAAGGUGAUGACAUAAAAAGUUAACCAUCACAACCAUGUUCUUGGCACUGCUCCUUACUGCCUGAGAAGGCACCAUUAUGUUUAUUAGGAUUUAUGAAAUUUAUCCACAGCUUUUGGUUAUCUUCAAGUAUGUCUCUCUCCGUUAGCAUAGUUCACACAAAGGUGAUGAUGAGGCUUUUAAGCAUGGCACCACCCACUUACAGUGCAUCUGCCUUUGUGGAGGGAACAUAACUGGACUGCCAUGUUCUAGGCAGGUUAUAUGAAGUUACAGGAUGCUAUUUUUUUUUUUUAAUAUUUUAUUUAUUUACCUUUUAGAGGGGAAGGGAAGGAGAGAGGGAGAGAAACAUCAAUGUAUGGUUGCCUUUUGUGCGUCCCCUGCUGGGAGCUGGCCUGCAGGGAACUGGUCUGCAACCCAGGCAUAUGCCCUGACUGGGAAUCGAACCUCGAUUGUCUGGUUCGCAGGCCCGUGCUCAAUCCACUGAGCUACACCAGCCAGGGCAGGAUGCUAUUUUAAUGGAGUUGCUUUUUAUGGCUCUUUUUCAAAAUUUCAUUCUACCUUUGCAUUUUACUCUGGGUACUGUUGAAAUUCUGAGUGAAAUUAAUAUCUUACACCAAAGUCAGCGUUUAUUAUUUUAAGUAACACACAGCAUCAUGUUUUUUUUAUACAGAGAGGUGACAUUAAGAGAAAACCUUAUGGAGCCAGGAAAGUACAACAGGCUCAUUUUUCUGGUGACUCAAUUUGUGCAUGUAUUUUUUUAUACCUGAGGUAAUUAAUUUAUAGCUGACUUCUAGCCACUUUCCAAGUUAAGUGGGGCUGUACUCUUCCUUGUACUUUUUUGUUAGUUUUUUAGUGACUACUAUUAUAAGCAAAGUGGAAAAGAUGUUCCAUUAUUUUGGAAUUUUGUGCCAAAACUACUAACUCUGAGAUGUAAGGGGCAAAAUACAAAUGUAACAAUAAAAUUUAGAAUAUUAUUUUGUUGAUAUUAAAACAUCUUUAAAAAAUUUUUAACAACAGAGUAGGUUAAAUGACCUGAAUUCCACAGAGAACCAAGGGAACAGUUGGGAACUACAAAUUUAUUUUACACAAAGAUGGAAAUGAAUGCCCUAUAUUUUUAUGACAUGAAAGUAAUAUGACUACUUUAUUAUUCAGGUGGACCUGAGGACAAUUUCAGGGAAAAGGAAAUAAAGCUUAUAAAAUGCACUUCAGAAAUAAAAGAGAGCAAAAAUGUUUCACAAAAAAUCUCUCUUAGGUCAACAUCAAGAAAAAUUUAAAAGGUGGUAAACAUGAUUAAAUUAAAAGCCAUCAAGAGAUAACAAAAGUAUUAUUAUUCAAAAUGAGAAACCUUGUCUUAGAAAUGAUCCAAAGGCAAGUAAGGAAUAAAAAAAACUUUUUCUA
Messenger RNA from Artibeus jamaicensis (Jamaican fruit-eating bat), 5375 nucleotides. RefSeq names its product cystathionine gamma-lyase (gene CTH). NCBI's taxonomy places the organism in Eukaryota, Metazoa, Chordata, Mammalia, Chiroptera, Phyllostomidae. The record is from RefSeq and is a predicted model, not a curated record. The coding region runs from base 198 to 1409 and encodes 403 amino acids. The transcript has 12 exons. Gene Ontology annotation, molecular function: cystathionine gamma-lyase activity; pyridoxal phosphate binding. Gene Ontology annotation, biological process: transsulfuration. Gene Ontology annotation, cellular component: cytoplasm.